Messenger RNA from Caenorhabditis angaria, 830 nucleotides. NCBI's taxonomy places the organism in Eukaryota, Metazoa, Nematoda, Chromadorea, Rhabditida, Rhabditidae. The record is from the annotation of a GenBank genome assembly.
AUGAUCCACCAGAUUUUGCUCGCCAUCUGUUUGCUUUUUGCCGUUUCUUAUGCUUGGACCAUCGAUGGUAAGUACGCAGCCAAAUCAAGAUUAGCAUUAGAUACUCAGGUAGAGAAGGUACGCAGUCAAAGCUCUCAUUUUGAUGGGAGACAUUAGAAAAUUUACUGCGUACCUAGAAAUUUGGACGUUAAAUGAGGUUAAAGAGUCUAGAACACACAUUGUGGUCCCAUAUAGAAAAAAAAUGAUGAAGUACCGUACCCAAGAGCCCAAACUCACCGAAUUUCUCGACAUUCCGGUGUCCAGCGAAAACAAGAAAUUUUGCGGGAUUUUCGAAAAAUGUGGUAUCACAUUGAAAAUAACAUUCGAUGCUGAUGAGUUUCCCGUUGAUAAAAAAUUUGUUUGUUGACUUUUUGGCAUGUUGUUAUUAUUAUGAUUCGAUGAAAAUCGAACACGAUAACAUUUGUCGACAUCCGAAAAUAUCAAAUCUUCCGCGGUUGGCAUUUUUUGAGAGGUGUCGGGGAAAAAAAGUUUUGAAAAAAUGAAGUUUGAAGUCGAACUGUUGACAUUUAUAUUUGGAUUUGACCAUCCAUUUUCUCACCUUCGAGUGCGUGAGAAAAUUUUCUGAGGGGUGGAACAGUAUGCGGCAAAAUUCGAAUUUCAAAACUCUUCUUGCAGGCUCGGCCCUCCUUCCAGCCCAUCAAAUUGGCCGAAAUCACGAGGCCAACUACUUCAAACAACGAUUUUUGUCGGCUUUUCGAACCAUUGAUCCACAUGUCUCCGAAAGCACUUUGGAUCGAUUCACUCGAUUCGUUCGAGAAGAUUAUGAUUGA